Molecule: messenger RNA, 510 nt
Organism: Drosophila biarmipes
Lineage: Eukaryota; Metazoa; Arthropoda; Insecta; Diptera; Drosophilidae
Product: protein PET100 homolog, mitochondrial
Exons: 1
Coding region: 125-370 (81 amino acids)
Biological process (GO): mitochondrial respiratory chain complex IV assembly
Cellular component (GO): mitochondrion; mitochondrial inner membrane
Source: RefSeq, a predicted model, not a curated record
ACGAUUCGCAACACUGUCAUUUGCCGUAACAGCUGUUUUUUGUUGAUACUUUGGAGGAAAACAUUUUCCGGCGCAAAUUACACUUUUUCGAUUUUCAAGCGCAAUAGUGACCAAAUCCAACGAAAUGGGAACCUGGGUGCUGGAGGUGGCCAAGAUGGGCAUGUACAUGGCCUUCCCCGUGACGCUGUUCCACCUGUUCAACCAACCAGAGUAUUUCGAGGAGUGGGUGACCAAGAAGAAGCGGGAGCUCUAUCCGCCGGAGAGCAAGAGCCACCACGAGGAGCUGCAGCGGGCGAUACGGGAGCACCACGCCCAGCACGACGCCAAGAUGAUGAGGGCCAUGGAGGAAGCGGAGGGCAAGAAGAAGUAGAUGAUUCAGUGUACCCCAAACUAGGCAGGCCCUAAUCCCUCGUUAUAUAACCGGGGGCAAGCAAACAAAACAACCGAUGCUCCGGAUGGAUGUGACUAACCGCCCUGUAACGACGUAAUAAAGACUUGUAUUGAACCGAA